Molecule: messenger RNA, 756 nt
Organism: Trichophyton verrucosum HKI 0517
Lineage: Eukaryota; Fungi; Ascomycota; Eurotiomycetes; Onygenales; Arthrodermataceae
Exons: 3
Coding region: 1-756 (251 amino acids)
Biological process (GO): hypoxanthine metabolic process; GMP salvage; XMP salvage
Cellular component (GO): cytoplasm
Molecular function (GO): hypoxanthine phosphoribosyltransferase activity
Source: RefSeq, a predicted model, not a curated record
AUGGUCGAGAAAGUCUACGUCACAUACAACCAGGUGCAUAAACUGUGCCAGGCCUCUGCAGGCCGCAUCCUCGAGGAAUUCCGCCCGAACCUCAUGAUUGCCAUCGGCGGAGGAGGAUAUGUCCCUGCAAGAAUGCUAAGGUAUGGAAGCAAUAUCAUUUUGGCUGAGACCCAUGGAACGCAUCUUUUUUUUUUUUCCUUUCCCAUUUCGGUAUCUAACUGGGGGUGUGUGCAAUAUAGAUCGUUCCUCAAAAAGAAGGAUUCCCCAAAUAUUCCUAUCCAGGCUAUUGGACUUUCGCUGUACGAAGAUCUAGGUAGAGGAGACCCCGAGGAGGUCCCCGGCACCAAAGUCACACGCACUCAAUGGCUGGAUCUCAGCUCGCUGGAGAUGGCCAAUCUGAUCGGAAAGAAUGUUCUUAUCGUUGACGAAGUUGACGAUACCCGCACCACCCUCGAGUACGCCGUUCGUGAGCUCGAGAAGGACGUUGAACUUGCACAGAAGCAGCUUGGUCGACAAGGAGAGAAGACUACAUUCUCCAUCUUUGUCCUACAUAACAAGGAUAAGCCAAAGAAGGGCCAGCUUCCACCAGAAAUGCUCGCCGAGAACCGAUAUCUUGCUGCCGUGACGAGCGGAGAUGUUUGGAUCUGCUACCCAUGGGAAGCCACGUUAGUCCCUCCCCUCCCCACUCCUAUUCAUAUGUCUAUACCUCUAUGCUUUGCGCCGGGAUACUGGAUACUAACCCUUGCCUCUAAGUGA